Messenger RNA from Dimorphilus gyrociliatus, 952 nucleotides. NCBI's taxonomy places the organism in Eukaryota, Metazoa, Annelida, Polychaeta, Dinophilidae. The record is from the annotation of a GenBank genome assembly.
UAUGAUGAAGAAACUCAAUAUUAAAUUUCCCGCAGGCAAUAUGAAUAUUCAUUCAGCUCCAUCAUCACCCGCCAAGUACAAGGAUGUUAACUCAUCAUUUAAACAAUUCCGUAAAACGGAGGAGCCGUCGAAACAACGUCUCAAACUAACUCACUUGCAAUCAACAACUCCAGAAAUAGAACGACCGUCCAGUCCUGCAGUUUCCGCAUCUGUAUCAAAGAAAGAAACUCCGGUAGUAGAACGGGAAAAGAAUGAUAAAGUACGGUUUAAUUUUGGAAACGAUUUCACCCGCUCUAACACAUUACCGAAAACACAAAAUCCAACAAUAACACUUUUGCAAAAACGUAGAGAGAGUCAAAUUCCUCAAGGAGCUCAAUAUCUUGGUGAAAGGGAAACUUUAGACGGUGACAAAAAGGUUAUUGACUCGUUUCACGUAGUACCUGGUUCAGAUUUAUCAAAGACUGAUGAAUUCAAGGUGAAAAAUGACCUUAAGAGUCUUAGAUCUCCUAAAUCCGAAUCGUUUGACGAAGAGUUUUUUGAGAAACGAUCCAAGAACUUAUCGAACGGUCAUAGUUCUAGUCCAAAACGACCGCCUUGGGAAAAUGACGAUUUACCUCGUACAACUUGGGCUGUAGACACCCGGGAAAUUAAGUAUAUUGGACAAAAACCGCUUGAUGAAAGUGGCUUACCGUUCACCCUAAGAUCUUCGGUCGAUGAAAAGGAGCACAAAAAUUGGUAUAAAGAAGUAUAUAAAUCACUGCAUAAAAAGGAGCCAAAGGAAGAACUAGGCAACACUGAAGAGACUGAUGAAAAAGAUGAUUUUUUCAAUAAUGAAAGGGAUAAUAAUAGUUUAAGCAACUCCUUUCCAAAAGAUAAUCAUAGCGUUGACGACGAUUCUGAAAGUGCUAAAGUUUGUAAGGUGAAGGGAAACAGAAAAGAUGUAGAGAGAUAG